UGUUGAAGCAAUAACAUCAUGGGUUCUGAAGUCCCUCUUUCAGGUGUAAUUGACAGUCCUCCAAAAAUCACUGAUGCAAAAGGGAAUGAUGGAGAAGCUGGAAGUGAUGAUCAUCCACAAAUUCCUGGAUGGUUUGCUGAACAUUGUCCAAUAUGGCCAGGAGAAGCACACUUCUUGAAGGUUGAUAAUAUUUGUUUCCAAGGGAAAUCUCAAUUUCAAGAUAUGCUAGUUUUUCAGACAUCAACAUAUGGAAAGGUGUUUGUUUUGGAUGAUGCACUCCAACUCACCGAGAAAGAUGAAUGUUCUUAUCAAGAAAUGAUGACUCACCUUCCUCUUUGCUCAAUCCCAAACCCUAAAAAGGUGCUGCUUUUUGGUGGAGGAGAUGGUGGCAUCCUUAGGGAAAUUUCACGUCACUCUUCUGUUGAACACAUUGACAUAUGUGAAAUUGACACUAUGCUCAUUGAUGUUUAUAAAAAAUAUUUCCCAGAUAUAGCUAUUGGAUACAAGGACCCUAGAGUUCAGCUUCAUGUUACAGAUGGAACACUUUUUCUGAAAUCUGUCCCAAAAGGCACUUAUGAUGCAAUAAUAGUGGAUGCAUUCGACCCAAUAAGGUCUGAUCAUGAACUAUUCGAAACUGAGUUCUUUGAAUUGAUUUCAAAAGCUCUUCGUCCUGGAGGAGUUUUGUGUAUCCAAGCAGAGAGCUUUUGGUAUAAGUCAUUGGAUAUUGAAGAGCUUUUAAUCAAAAGCCGCAAAAUUUUCAAAGGCUCUAGUGAUUAUGCAUGGACAAAUGUUCCAACAUAUCCAAGUGGAGUGAUUGGUUUCUUGCUUUGUUCAACUGAAGGUCCACAUGUGGACUUCAGAAAUCCAAUAAACCCUAUUGGUCCAGAAAAUUAUGGUGUAUCAAAGUAUCCUAUGAAGUAUUACAACUCUGAGUAUCAUUCAGCUUCAUUUUGCUUGCCAUCUUUUGCCAAAAGGACCAAAGCUAAGAGCACUGCAUGAAAGGGGACAAGACAUAGAAUAAUUAUAAGAAUAAUACCAACAUUUCAGCAUGUUUCUAAUCAUUUUUUAGGGAACAAUAAUCAUUUCUAGAUAGCAUUAUUAUGUCAAGAUUUUGAGAAAAGCUUGUACUUUGGUAUACUGGAAAUUUUCUAUUAUGUCAUGCUUUCCAAUAAAUUAUAUAUGCAUGUUUCAGAAAUGUGUUGCCUGUAUUAAUUCAAAAUUAAAUCAUUGCAUGUUGGGUGCAAUUGUAGUAUUAAUGGAGUAGCUGAAAUAAUCAAUAAAAUU
This is a messenger RNA of Vicia villosa (hairy vetch), 1284 nucleotides long. RefSeq names its product spermidine synthase 1-like. The record is from RefSeq and is a predicted model, not a curated record. Gene Ontology annotation, molecular function: spermidine synthase activity. The transcript has 9 exons. Lineage: Eukaryota; Viridiplantae; Streptophyta; Magnoliopsida; Fabales; Fabaceae. Gene Ontology annotation, biological process: spermidine biosynthetic process. Gene Ontology annotation, cellular component: cytosol. The coding region runs from base 19 to 999 and encodes 326 amino acids.